Molecule: messenger RNA, 3354 nt
Organism: Lachancea dasiensis
Lineage: Eukaryota; Fungi; Ascomycota; Saccharomycetes; Saccharomycetales; Saccharomycetaceae
Source: the annotation of a GenBank genome assembly
AUGUCGAUCUACGAGUCCGUCGUUCCCACAACGUCGGCUUUCAACACCGAGCACUACAACCCACAGCUUGUGAAAGGUGUGGAAUCCGUGCUAGUCAUCGGGUCCGGUGGUUUGUCCAUUGGACAGGCCGGUGAGUUUGAUUACUCGGGUUCGCAGGCGAUUAAGGCCCUAAAGGAGGCCAACAAGAAGACCAUUCUCAUCAACCCCAAUAUCGCCACCAACCAAACAUCCCAUUCGCUAGCGGACGAAAUCUACUACCUGCCUGUGACGCCGGAAUACAUCACCUACAUCAUCGAGCGUGAAAGACCAGAUGCGAUUUUACUGACCUUCGGAGGCCAGACUGGUCUGAACUGUGGUGUGGCGCUCGACAAGAUGGGAAUCCUAAAGAAGUACAACAUCAAGGUACUAGGGACGCCCAUCAAAACUUUGGAGACGUCUGAGGACAGAGAUCUUUUUGCUCAGGCAUUGAAGGAGAUCAACAUCCCUACAGCCGAGUCCUUUGCGUGUGAGACGAUUGACGAAGCUCUCACUGCCGCUGAAAAAGUUGGCUACCCGGUGAUCGUGAGAUCCGCCUACGCUCUUGGUGGUUUGGGCUCCGGUUUUGCCAACGACGAGGCUGAAAUGAAAGAACUUUCUGCUCAGGCUCUAUCGUUGUCCCCACAAAUCCUGGUCGAGAAAUCUUUGAAAGGCUGGAAAGAAGUCGAAUAUGAGGUCGUCCGUGACAGAGUCGACAACUGUAUCACUGUUUGUAACAUGGAAAACUUUGAUCCACUAGGUGUUCACACUGGUGACUCUAUUGUUUUUGCUCCCUCUCAAACCUUAUCGGACGAAGAGUACCACAUGUUGAGAACUGCCGCCAUAAAGAUUAUUAGACAUUUGGGUGUCGUUGGUGAAUGUAACGUCCAGUAUGCUCUACAACCGGAUGGUUUGGACUACAGAGUCAUUGAAGUUAACGCUCGUUUGUCUCGUUCUUCAGCUCUAGCCUCCAAGGCUACUGGUUAUCCAUUGGCCUACACCGCCGCCAAAAUUGCUCUAGGAUACACUUUGCCAGAGCUUCCAAACCCAGUCACCAAGACCACAGUGGCCAACUUCGAGCCUUCGUUGGACUACAUUGUUGCCAAAAUCCCUCGCUGGGAUUUGGCCAAGUUUCAACACGUCAACAGAAACGUUGGCUCCGCCAUGAAGUCUGUCGGUGAGGUCAUGGCCAUUGGCAGAAACUUUGAAGAAGCGUUCCAAAAGGCUAUUAGACAGAUUGACCCAUCCUUUUUGGGUUUUCAGGGCUCUGAUGAGUUUGGUGACGACUUGGACGAGGUUCUAGCCAAUCCAACCGACAGAAGAUGGUUGGCUAUCGGUCAGGCACUAAUUUACGAAGGUUACUCUGUCGAGAAAGUUCACAAGCUAUCUAACGUCGACUCCUGGUUCUUGCACAAGUGUAUGAACAUGGUUGAGAUGUACAAAGAGCUAGAUGCUGUUUCUUCUCUGGACGCAUUGGACAAGGAUCUUUUGAUUAGAGCCAAGAAAAUGGGAUUCUCUGAUAAGCAAAUUGCCGUCUCCAUCAACAAGAACACCGAGGCGAACGUCCAAGAACUGGAGGUCAGAAAAUACAGAAAGUCUUUUGGUAUUACCCCAUUUGUCAAGAAAAUUGACACUUUGGCAGCCGAAUUCCCUGCCAACACUAACUACCUUUACACCACGUACAAUGCUACCAAGAGUGACGUGGAGUUUAACGACAAGGGUAUGCUGGUUUUGGGUUCUGGUGUCUACCGUAUUGGUUCCUCGGUCGAGUUCGAUUGGUGUGCCGUCAACACCGCGAGAGCUCUAAGAGAGUCGGGCAAAAAGACUGUCAUGAUAAAUUACAACCCAGAGACUGUGUCCACCGACUUCGAUGAAGUUGACAGACUCUACUUCGAAGAACUAUCUUUCGAAAGAGUAAUGGAUAUCUACGAGUUGGAGCACUCAGAAGGCUGCAUUAUUUCGGUUGGUGGUCAAUUGCCUCAAAACAUCGCCUUGAAGUUGUUAAACGAUGGUGCCAACAUCUUGGGUACUAGUCCAGUCGACAUUGACAGGGCUGAAAACAGACACAAAUUUUCUUCCAUUCUGGACUCUAUUGGUGUCGAUCAGCCGGAAUGGAGUGAGCUUUCUUCUGUUAGCGAGGCUAAGGAAUUUUCUCGCAGUGUAGGCUAUCCAGUUUUGAUUCGUCCGUCUUAUGUCCUUUCAGGUGCCGCUAUGAGCGUCGUGAAUUCGGAAGAUGAACUAGAGACCAAACUAACUAAUGCCUCUGACGUUUCUCCUGACCAUCCAGUGGUCAUUUCUAAGUUCAUUGAGGGCGCUCAGGAAAUCGAUGUCGAUGCCGUCGCGUACAACGGUCAGGUUUUGGUGCACGCCAUUUCUGAACACGUUGAAAACGCAGGUGUUCAUUCCGGCGAUGCCACAUUGAUCCUCCCACCCCAAUCCUUGAGCCAAGGCAUCAAAGACAGACUUUACGAAAUUGCUCAGAAGGUUGCCGAAGCUUGGAAGAUCACCGGUCCUUUCAACAUGCAAAUUAUCAAGGACGACAGAAACGCCGGUACCACGUUGAAGGUCAUUGAGUGUAACAUCAGAGCCUCUAGAUCCUUCCCAUUCGUCUCCAAGGUAUUGGGUCGCAACUUCAUUGAUGCUGCCGUUAAGGCUUUCAUUGGCGAAGACGUUCCCAAGCCUGUGAACUUAAUGGACGAAGAGUAUCCCUACGUUGCGACCAAGGUUCCACAGUUCUCCUUCACCAGAUUGGCGGGUGCCGAUCCAUUUUUGGGUGUGGAAAUGGCCUCCACCGGAGAAGUGGCGUCUUUUGGUAAGGACGCUUUGGAAAGUUACUGGACUGCUACGCAGAGCACUAACAACUUCCACGUUCCUCUGCCCCCAAGCGGUAUUUUAUUUGGCGGUGACAUCAGCAAGGACUACUUGGGACGUGUUGCCCAAUUAGUCAGUGCUCUUGGAUAUAAGGUUUACACCACCAGCGACGAGACCAAGGCGUACUUGGAGUCGUAUGUCGCGGACAACCGCGCCGUUUCCAUCAUCGAGUUUCCAAAGAACGACAAGCGUAAACUGCGCGAACUGUUCCAAAGGUACGACAUCAAGGCUGUUUUCAACUUGGCCGCCAAGAGAGCCGAGUCUUUGGACGAUGUGGAUUACGUCAUGAGAAGAAACGCCAUCGAUUUUGCCUUACCAUUGUUCAACGAGCCUCAAACAGCUCUGUUGUUCGCCAAAGCUCUCAGUGCCAAGGUUGGCGAGAAGUUGAAGAUUUUGGAGUCCAGCGAUGUGGUUGUUCCUCCGGAGGUUCGUACGUGGCACGAAUGGAUUGGCCAAAGACCUAUGUGA